Messenger RNA from Pieris brassicae (large cabbage white), 2765 nucleotides. Its product is annotated as translin-associated factor X-interacting protein 1-like. The record is from RefSeq and is a predicted model, not a curated record. Lineage: Eukaryota; Metazoa; Arthropoda; Insecta; Lepidoptera; Pieridae. The transcript has 12 exons. Gene Ontology annotation, biological process: S-methylmethionine cycle. Gene Ontology annotation, molecular function: S-adenosylmethionine-homocysteine S-methyltransferase activity. The coding region runs from base 216 to 2744 and encodes 842 amino acids.
UAUAAUUUGUAUUUUUAAAAAUGGAUGGGUAGUUGUUGGUAGUUACUACUUUAAAAACGUACACGUAAACGUAAACUUACACCAUUAAAUUAAAUUUUUAAACUUUUUAUUUAAUAUACUGUACAGUAGGUACUAUAAAGCGGUGUUUUACGUUUCAAUUUCAUAUUGAAGUUCGAAUUAGACCAGUUUUUUUUAAAUUUAUUAAAUUAUUUAAGAUGAUUGAAAUUAAUCUAAAGAACGUAGAAAAUAUAUACGUAUUAGAUGGAGGGUUCUCGUCGCAAUUGUCUCGGCACAUUGGUGUUUCUCCUGAUGGAGAUCCGCUAUGGACGUCUCGCUUUCUACAGACUCAUUCUCAAGAAAUAGUUGAUACUCAUCUUGACUUUAUUCGAGCUGGUUCAGAUAUUAUUUCCACUAACACUUAUCAAGCUUCUGUCGGAGCUUUUAUGAAACACCUGGGAAUAUCAUCGGAUGAAGGAUUAUCUUUAAUGAAACAUGCUGUGCGUUUAGCGCAGCAAGCGAGGAGUGAAUACAUAGACGAGUGCAAGUCCAAUGAUUUAACCCCACGUAAUAUUCUGAUAGCAGGCUCUGUCGGGCCGUUUGGAGCAUCUCUGAAUGAUGGAUCAGAGUACAGUGGAAAUUACAUAAAAACAAUUUCCGAAAAACAUAUUCAAAACUGGCAUAAACCUAGAUUAGAUGUUUUAGUUGAAUCUGGUGUAGAUUUAAUUGCUUUUGAGACGAUUCCUUGUGAAAAAGAAGCUCUAGUACUUGUUAACAUGUUGAAAGAAUAUCCAGCGACAAAAGGAUGGAUAUCAUUCUGCUGUAAAGAUAAUAUGAGUAUUGCACAUGGGGAACAUUUUUCUAAAGUAGUUAUGAAUUGUCUGCAAGCAAACCCUGUUCAAAUACUAGCUGUAGGCAUUAAUUGCUGCUCACCAAAACUUGUUAGUGACUUGAUAACAAGUCUGGAAGUAGACAUACCUAUUGUGACAUAUCCAAACUCAGGAGAAAAGUUUAUUCCCGGACAUGGAUGGGCAGAUGAUCAAUGUCAACCAUUGCACUCAUUUGUGUCUAGUUGGUUGAACACAAAUGUUAAGUUCAUUGGUGGUUGCUGCAGGACCUACUGUGAGGAUAUAGCAAAUAUUAGACGGCAGAAAGUUUUUGGUGUUUCGGUAAAUAAAAAGAAAAAUGAUGAUAAAAUAAAACGAUUACUUAUCGAUAAUGAUGCCUUGAGAACUGAAAAUCUUAGUUUGAGCUUUGAGAUAUCCAAAUUAAAGAAAGAUAAUGGAAAGUUAAAGGAUGAGAACUUUUCAGACUAUUUAUCUUUAAUGCGUGAACGCGACGCUAGAUACACCCUAUACUUUGAGAAUUUAUCACUGCAUCUGAAACUAAAGGAGUUAGAUAAUGGCAUGAGUCAACCUAUGGCCAUCCGAUCUGACCCCACCAUACUCAGAAUUGCACUUGACAGAUGUCGCAAGCAGUUAUCGUCAACCCAAAGCGAGUUGAAGAGUAUGAAAGAAGAAUACGCGGAAACAGUGCCAAGACGUGAUUUCGAACAUUUGGAAGGCGAGCACCAGGAGUUACAGACACAGGUGCAGCACCAGCUCGCCCAGUACGAACACCUGCAAAGCACCUACAGGAAAGUCACUGCGCAUAAAAAUAGUAUUGAGGAAGAACUCAUGGAAUGCAGGGAGCGAUGCCGAGAACUAGAGCGGGCAGGCACACCGCGGCCCCCUUGGGAUCUCUGCGCAGACUUUAUUGGCGGCGGCAAAAAAAGAUGGUGUCAGCUUACCGAAGGUUUGUCGUCCCGCGAUAAAUUAAGAGCACUGCUUAAGGAGUUGGGCCCAGCAGCCGAAAGUGAACACUUGGAGUACUUCGAUGGACUGGGCACGGACCCCGCUGUCCCCCCAUACUUACGAUACUCGGGGCGCGUACGCAAUCUGCGACUGUCGCGUCGCGAGGUACGCGUCGUGGUUAACGAUGUUUGGCGCGGUCGACCCCAUCAUCCUCACCUGGCAUUGCAGGAUUUCGUGACCAAGUACUUUGAGGAUAGAUACCAACAGUCGUCAGUGCGUGCAGAGUGGGCGUACAAUGUAUGCGCGGGCGCCGAGAGUAUGCUGGACGAGCCACAGGUGCGUGUAUGGUGGGGCGCAUUGCAUGGACAACUUAGCGAACAAGUGUAUUGGGGUCUCCGCCGCCAAUGGGAUCAAUUGCAACAGCAUCUACGCCGCCAAGCGUUAGAUGGAGAGACUAUAACAAUAGAAGAAUUUGAGCGGGUAUCACGGUCGAUAUUCCCGCUAAAAAGUGAAGUUGACAUUAAAAAUUUAACUGACGUUGUUAAGAAACAACUUAAAAUCAAACUGAACUGUAAUGAAAUAAACUUGGACAAACUGUUCUACGAGAACGAAGAAGGCUUCGACCGUGUGGAGUUAGCUCGAGAGCUUUUCCGUCAGCGUCAAUUGGGGCAGGACAAAUACAUACGUGAGGUUGUGGCGGAGUUAGGAGGUCGCCGUGCCCAACGCAAUGUUACAGUCGAUGCACUGAAACGGGCUUUUGCUAUUGUCGACCCGGCUAUUGACCAUGUCCGUAUGGAACAAUAUAUCCGAUGGGCAUUUUCGGAUCAGUCUUCAGAGAUCAGCGCUAUCAGCCCGCUAUCUCUUCAGAACAUUGUCGUACGCCUGGCUGCUGGAGACAUUGAGAGAGUCGGGCCGAGAUCCAAGGGAGUGCGUCGCAAUUACAAUAAACACUGAAUAAAUUAUUGUAGAUAUUUA